CCAUAUGGGGUGUUUAUGAUGUUUAACAAAAAUAAAUUAUAAAAUAAAAACGGAGUCAAUUUGAAUUUUGUCAUGCCGAUUUUACACCAUAUGUUAAAAAGUCAUUUAUUCUUUUUUUGUAGAUGCCAAAAAAUACAAUGAUGACGAUCUUAUGCAAGCCGUGUCGGCUGUUAAAAGAAAACAAUUAUCAAUAUCUAAGGCUGCACGAGAAUUUAAUGCGCCAAGAACAACCGUGCAUGACCAUGUGAAAAAUCCGGAUGUUAGGACGAAAAAGGGCCCAGAAAAGCAACUCACAAAAGAGGAGACGGAUGGAUUGGUAAAUUUUGUAUUGUACAUGGCUGGACAGGGGUUUCCUCUUACAAGAAGGAUGGUGAGAUGCUAUGUCCAGGAAAUUGUGAAACGUUCAGGACGCAGUUCGCUCUUCAACUUGAGUAAAGGUCCAAGUGACGAGUGGUUCAGGAAACUGAUUGCUGAUUAUCCGCAGCUUGCGUUUCGGAAGCCCGAGAGCCGGAACAGAGGCAGAAACAGGAUGUCCAAUAAGACGGUUGCUAGUGAUUUUUUCAAAUUUUGGUCAGAUAUGUUGGAAAAGCAUAACGUCAUGGACAAACCAUCCUAGGUGUGUUGAGAGAUAGCAAAACUUACUUUUGAAACAGAAUAUUCUUUAUAAAGAUACCCUUUGUAAAUCGUAUGCACUGGACAGCAAAUCCGAGUAAAGUUUUAACAAAGUGUUAGACAUAAAUACUAUGAAAUCAAAAAAAAGUAUAUAUUCAGCUCUAGUAUGCGUUUUCUUUUAAUUAGAUCCGUUUACAAAGAAAUGUUUGUUUUCUCCAGCUUUUGCCGACUAUUCUGACU
Ruditapes philippinarum (Manila clam) is the source of this 852-nucleotide messenger RNA. RefSeq lists its product as uncharacterized. Lineage: Eukaryota; Metazoa; Mollusca; Bivalvia; Venerida; Veneridae. The transcript is spliced from 2 exons. Bases 152 to 616 code for a protein of 154 amino acids. Gene Ontology annotation, molecular function: DNA binding. The record is from RefSeq and is a predicted model, not a curated record.